UUGUUUCCCUCAAACUUCCUUUCAGUUUUGUGUUUCCCUUAAUUCCAACAGUUCUGAGAAUUCCUCAUCUCCGUCCUCCUCUUAAAACCCUAAAGUCUCCGCCCACCCCACACACACACACACAACAAACCAGCAUCAUCUUCUCUGUACGUCGCUGCUACUGUGGGUAUUGACGACAGUAAUCAUGUCAAUCAAUUAUGGACCUUGGACGGAGCAAGGCAAUGAACUUAUCCGGUGGAUCCCCCAGCCGAUGAUCCCUCCUCUGCCAUAUUAUGGUAAUUAUAGUCACUCUUAUUUUGGACCGAAUUACGGUAACCUUGUGCCAUAUUAUGGUAAUUCUAGGCACACUUAUACUCCAGCGUAUGGACUUGAAUAUGUGUGGAUUGACUUGAAUAAUUAUAUCCCUCCUUACAUCCUUGAUCACUACGGCUAUGCUUAUCCAAGUGGUGCAUUCAGAUCAAUUAUCAAGUCUGGUACUCAAUUUGAUGAUACUUUGAGUUGUACACUUAGCAACAGUAUAAAUAUUGUGGUAGAUUGGGUUAAUCUGCCAAAAGAGUUAGUUACUAAGGUUGCUGAACAUUUGGAACUUUAUGAAGACUUUGAGACUUUACAAUUGGUUUGUUCUCCUUGGAGAUUAGCUGCAAAAGACGCUCAUUUCCGAGCCUUUAUUAACAAUAAUACUAGUACUAUUGGUAUUGGUAAACACACACUUCCAUUGUUGAUGAUACCACCUUUACAAUUGAUUAGCUUCUCUAAGAAUAUGAUUCGCCAUAUUAAUCUCCCUGACUCCUUAAUCGAUCAACAACUCAAAGGGCAAGGCUAUAUCAAAAGGUUGUUAUCUUCUUAUGGUUGGCUAUUUACGAAAGGAGGAGUAGGAGAUAAACUCUGGAUCUUCAACCCCUUCUCCGGUGUCAUUAUAGAGCCACCUGAAAUUAGGCCAUCAUGGAUUGAUCGGUCUGGUGAAAUAUACUAUGAAAAAUUUGUAUUGUCAGCCAACCCUUCAACCACAUCUGAUUUUGUUGCUUUUCUUGUAUUAGGACGCGACCAUUUAAAUACCCGCCUUACUCCAUCAAUGUUGUUAUACUGGAGGAAUGGCGGUAGUAGUUGGAUUCCAGUGACUGAUAAUGUAGGAAUAGGAGAUUACUAUUUUCUUAACGAUGAUAAUUUUCUUCGUUGUUAUUGUCGUGACAUAACUUAUUAUCAAGGAGAAUUCUACGGCGUUAAUUUUAAAGGGAAAGUUGUCAAAUUUCAGACAAAUCAAUUUAAAUUUGGUAAUCAUACAGUCACUCAGUUGGAAUCCAUUGGGUAUAGAUGGUUAUAUUUAUAUUACUUGGUUGAAUCAGUAGGUCAGUUGUUGGUUAUCCGUCAAGUUAUGUGGGUGAAUACUAACCAUCAUUGGUGUCGGCGUUGUACCGUCAAAUUUGAGGUACUUGAGUUGAAUGUUGACACUGGAAAGGUGACGGAAGUGACAAGCCUGGGAAAUAGAGCUGUUUUUGUAGGUUCAAACUCUUCAUUUUCGGUUGAGGUAUCUCCUGCCCAUAAUUACUUUAAACCAAACUGCAUUUACAAGUGUGAUGAUUAUGUAACGUGCAGACAGAGUGGGUGUAGAGAUGAAGCUGAAGAUGGUUGCAUUUACAAUUUAACGGAUGGAAAGUUUGAGAAACUUUACGACUUUGCCAAAUGUAAUACACUACACCAGUGGGUUGAGACUCCUAAUUCAUCAUGAAUACACCGCUGGUCAACAUAAGCCCAUUCCUAUGGAAAAAUUAAUAUGGAUUGAGAUUCUUUCUAUUUUUUUAUUUAAAAAAUGCAAAUUACGUUUAUUUAUAAUGCUUUCAUUUUUAUCCAAAAUGUAACAUUGGGAAAAUGUUAGAGGUUAAAUGCCCUAAUAAAUUUAAUUGGU
This is a messenger RNA of Spinacia oleracea (spinach), 1903 nucleotides long. RefSeq names its product F-box protein SKIP23-like. The record is from RefSeq and is a predicted model, not a curated record. Lineage: Eukaryota; Viridiplantae; Streptophyta; Magnoliopsida; Caryophyllales; Amaranthaceae. Gene Ontology annotation, molecular function: protein binding. The transcript has 2 exons. The coding region runs from base 185 to 1726 and encodes 513 amino acids.